ACUCAUAAAAUUAGAGCUGCCGGAAGCUCACAUUUAGUAGGACAGUCAAAGUGGGAUGGUUCAACUUUCCUCAGCUGUUCACAUCUCACAACGUUCGAGCAAUGGAUAUUUUACCUUUACUUUGUAUUGUCUCUGCGGCUUUUACAGGUUUAUCCAAAGGAGUUGGUGUGUUGCCUGAUGUUCUGAAUGCAGCUGUGGGAGAGACGGUGAUGUUCACCACAACACUGACUCCACCAGAGAAACCAUUCUCAUCAGUGGGCUGGACAUUUGAUGGAAAAAAUAUAAUCACUUUCAAUGAUAAAAACUUCACUGCACCGGAGUAUGAAGGCAGGAUCACCCUCUUCAUGUCUACUGGAUCUUUGGAGCUCAGAAAUGUGGCUCUAAAUGACAGUGGGGUAUACAGAGUUACCAUUUUUCCAUCUGGAGAGCAACAGAAGACAGGUGAAACAAGACUGUACGUAGAUGUGCCAGUUUCCAAUGUAACAGCAACAGCCAGCAGCACAGACUUGGUGGAGUUCAACAGCUCUGUCCGUCUGUCCUGCUCCGCCUCUGGAACCUCUCUGUCUUUCCUCUGGCUGAACGGCAGCUCUGAGGUUACAGAAGGUGACAGAGUUCAGCUCACUGAUGGAGGCGCCAAUCUCACUAUAUUAGACGUGACCCGCUACGACCAGGGACCAUUCAGGUGUCAUGUGUCCAAUCCUGUCAGUGAUGGCACCAGUGAUCCAAUAACCUUCAACAUCAGCUACGGCCCAGACAAUGUUACUUUGACAAUGUCUCCAUCAAAAGAAUUCCACGCGGAAGGGUCAAACAUCGACCUGAUGUGCUCAGCUGACUCCAAACCUGCUGCCCAAUUUAAGUGGCUUCUGAAUGGAAGCCUGCUGUCUAACACUGGACUAGAGCUCAGACUGACGAACAUUCAGAUGAAUCACAGUGGUAACUACAGCUGUCAGGCCCAUAACAGCAAAACUCUGAGAUAUGAAUCAUCUCCACCUGCCACCAUCUCUGUACUGACACGUGUUGCCAGUGUUGUGAUAACUUCAGACCCACCAGACUUGGUGGAGUUCAACAGCUCUGUCCGUCUGUCCUGCUCCUCCUCUGGAUCCUCUCUGUCUUUCCUCUGGCUGAACGGCAGCUCUGAGGUUACAGAAAGUGACAGAGUUCAGCUCACUGAUGGAGGCGCCAAUCUCACUAUAUUAAACGUGACCCGCUACGACCAGGGACCAUUCAGGUGUCAUGUGUUUAAUCCUGUCAGUAAUGGCACCAGUGAUCCAUUAAACCUCUCCAUCAGCUAUGGCCCCGACAAUAUUAAUGUGACAAUAUCUCCAUCACAAGAAUAUUAUGGCGAAGGGUCAGACAUCAGCCUGAUGUGCUCAGCUGUCUCCAGACCUCCUGCCCUGUUUCACUGGUUUCUGAAUGGAGACCUGCUGUCUGAUACUGGACCAGAGCUCAGACUGAUGAACAUUCAGAUGAAUCACAGUGGUAACUACAGCUGUCAGGCCUUUAACAACAAAACUCUGAGAUAUCAAACAUCUCAGCGGUCAGUUGUCUCUGUACUGGAGAUAAUAUCAGGUGCUUCAAUUACGCUGUCAACAACCUUGCCGAUUGAAGGAAACUCAGUCAACUUGACCUGUGACGCUGCUGGCUCUGUCUUUACCAGAAAGUGGAUGAAGGAUGGCUCAGAUCUGAUCCUGUCUGACAACAUAAUACUUUACGACAAGAACAGAGUGCUGUCUUUUAAGAGCCUGACCAAAAAAGACAGUGGAGAAUAUUCCUGUACAGUCAGCAACCCCGUCAGCAGCGAUGAAGCUAAAUACUCCAUGGAGGUCAACUAUGGACCAGAAAAUGUUCAAAUCACAGGUCCAAGUGAGAUAAAUCCGAAUGAGAACUUGACUUUAACCUGCUCUGCUGAGUCCAGACCACUUGCAAAUUACACCUGGAUACUGAAUGGGACAGAGAUACACAAUUCUGCUGUGUUCACUAAAGACAACAUUCAACCCUCAGACAGUGGCAUCUACACCUGCGAAGCGAUGAAUGACGUAACUGGAAGAAAACUGUCUGCAAACCAUGAACUGUCUGUAACAGUCAAACCACAACACAAAGGAGGCUGUCGGGGUGGUUGCAUUGCUGGAAUAGUCAUUGCAGUUCUAGUCGUCCUUGCAGCAGCUGGAGGUGGAGGGUACUUCUUUUAUCGAAAAAAGAUACAGAAAAAAAACACCACCAGCAGAACAGGUUUUAAAGGAGGUGAAGGGCAGGAAAACACAGGAUUCUCAGGAGGUGAAGGGCAGGAAAACACAAGAUUCUCAGGAGGUGAAGGGCAGGAAAACACAGGAUUCUCAGGAAGUUCUAAGGAGCUCCAUUAUGUAGAGGUCAAGUUUGACAAGAACAAAGGUGGGGCUGUCCAACCUGGGCCACAAAAUGACACAUCAGAAUAUGUUGAGCUCCAAGUGAACAAAAGUCGUCCUAAACCGUCCUCACCUCCUUCCUAUGAUGACCAUUGGGAGCGACAGAAGGGAACAGCUCCUCAGCCUCCCAAUGCCACACAAGUUCCCAGUUCAGGAUCGCGAGAAAGUAGCCGCACUGGAUCUGAAUCAUCCUCUUAAGGGGGUUAGACCAGAGGCCAGAGGCAGCUGACUUGGUUUGUGAAAAAACCUGCACUCCUCUCUCAGUUCCUUUUAUAGGGGACUAUUUUGGACUUGAGUUUAUUUAGUCAAAGCACUUUAGCAGCAGUUAAUAAUCAACCAGUCUGUGACAGUUAUUGCCGUGACUGAGGUCACACAGCACAAUGCUGGCCUAUUCGCUUUCAUUUCAUAUAUAACAGCUUUGUUUGUCUGUGCACAGUUAAUGCAAAGUGAAAAUUUUCUCUUUAUGUGAUUCAGUUGUUUGCUUGAGCAUAAUGUUUGACACUGAUGUGGUGUCAUGUUUGACAUGUUUCAAUUAUGAAUUCAUUUUUAUAUUUAUUUUACAUCAACAAAAUUAAAAAAUAUUGGUUAUUUAGCAAUAUAUAAUUCACCUUUCACUGGUGUUUAUCAGGACAUGGGAACACCUUGUUAAUUUGUCAGUACAGUAGUGAACUGUAAUGACCUACACGUAGCAGUAAUGGAAAGAUUUGUUAUCAGUUGGUCCAAAGGAGCGGUUGAAAGAUCAAUACAGAUACACAUCUUUAUAAUUAAAUUCCACCAUGAUAAAGUUAAACUGUAUGAUGGCACAAAGGGAAGGUCUGCUGCCACAAUAU
This is a messenger RNA of Epinephelus moara (kelp grouper), 3232 nucleotides long. Its product is annotated as carcinoembryonic antigen-related cell adhesion molecule 5-like. The coding region runs from base 102 to 2600 and encodes 832 amino acids. The record is from RefSeq and is a predicted model, not a curated record. The transcript has 12 exons. NCBI's taxonomy places the organism in Eukaryota, Metazoa, Chordata, Actinopteri, Perciformes, Serranidae.